Molecule: messenger RNA, 2783 nt
Organism: Leptonychotes weddellii (Weddell seal)
Lineage: Eukaryota; Metazoa; Chordata; Mammalia; Carnivora; Phocidae
Gene: AQP1
Product: aquaporin 1 (Colton blood group)
Biological process (GO): renal water transport; hyperosmotic response; carbon dioxide transmembrane transport
Cellular component (GO): membrane
Molecular function (GO): ammonium channel activity; carbon dioxide transmembrane transporter activity; water channel activity
Source: RefSeq, a predicted model, not a curated record
UGGGCUGUGGCUCAGCUCUCAGAGGGAGUGGAGCACCAGGCAGCGGUCUCCAGCCGAGCCCCCUGCCAGCAUGGCCAGCGAGUUCAAGAAGAAGCUCUUCUGGAGGGCGGUGGUGGCCGAGUUCCUGGCCAUGACCCUCUUCAUCUUCAUCAGCAUUGGUUCUGCCCUGGGCUUCAAUUACCCGGUGAAGAACAACCAGACAGCAGGUGCGGCCCAGGAUAACGUGAAGGUGUCACUGGCCUUCGGGCUGAGCAUCGCCACCCUGGCCCAGAGCGUGGGCCACAUUAGCGGCGCCCACCUCAACCCGGCCGUCACACUGGGGCUGUUGCUCAGCUGCCAGAUCAGCAUCCUCAGGGCUGUCAUGUACAUCCUUGCCCAGUGCGUGGGGGCCAUCGUGGCCACCGCCAUCCUCUCGGGCAUCACCUCCGCCCUGCCAGACAACUCGCUCGGCCGAAACGAGCUGGCCCCUGGUGUGAACUCUGGUCAGGGCUUGGGCAUCGAAAUCAUAGGCACCCUGCAGCUGGUGCUGUGUGUGCUGGCCACCACCGACAGGAGGCGCCGGGACCUCGGGGGCUCGGGCCCUCUGGCCAUCGGCCUCUCUGUGGCCCUGGGACACCUGCUGGCGAUCGACUACACAGGCUGCAGUAUUAACCCCGCCCGGUCCUUCGGCUCCUCCGUGAUCACGCAUAACUUCAAGGACCACUGGGUUUUCUGGGUGGGGCCGUUCAUCGGGGGAGCCCUGGCUGUGCUCAUCUACGACUUCAUCCUGGCCCCGCGCAGCAGCGACCUCACUGACCGCGUGAAGGUGUGGACCAGCGGCCAGGUGGAGGAGUACGACCUGGACGGCGACGACAUCAACUCGAGGGUGGAGAUGAAGCCCAAAUAGAGAGGCCCCGGCCCGGGCACCCCCGUGGGGGCGGGGCAGGGGCGGGUGGAGGGAGGGGAGGGUGAAAUCAUGUUGUAGACACUCUGACAAGCUGGCCACCGUCACUUCCCAAAGAUCCUCCAGAACUGUGUGGUCAAGCCUGGUUCGGGGCUGUUUCUAUCACUUUCUUUCUCUGUCUCUGUUUCCUGGCCCCAGGGCUUCCUGGGGACCACGACUGACCAAUCGCUCACUCCCUUGAAGCCACGGAGGAAGUGAAAGAGAGGGACCCACCCUGCUAAGCUGUCCCCUCAGAGUGUGACGGAAGGUGUGCCAGGAAGUCCCUCAUCCCAGAGCUGCUGCACAGCUCAUCUGCCGCAGGGGUCUGGGGCGCCACUGUUACUGCUUUGUGCCUUUGGGCGUGGCCCUCCUUCUUCUGGAACAUGCCCUCUGCCCCCAAGGGUGCUCUGAGGGGAAGAGAUGGCAGGAGGUGCGUGGUCAGAGGCAAGCGGUAGGCCGGCUUCGUUUCCGCAGUUUGGCUCGCCUCCAGCCCCCCUCCGCCCCCAGACUUGCUGCAUGACCUUGUGAUCGUCCAUAUCUGUAGGGCGGCAGGGACAGGGAGAGCUCCACAGGCCCGGGGCCUCUCUAUUCUGUAAGUGUAGAUACUUCGUGGGUUCUAGAAGAUGUAGUAUGGACCAGCACUUCCUCCACUUGCCCUGGUUCUUUCCCGAGGGGAGAGCUGUAGUAUGCAUCUGUGUGAACACAUGGACAUAUGCAUACAUGGUUCAAAGCAGAGACCAACAGACAGCUCAGGCCCCGAGAAGUCCCUGUUCCCGGGGAGCAGGGCCGACCCCUAUGCAGCAGGGACAGGGUCUGCUGUCGCAGGAUGGUGCCAGAUGGAGCGCGAAGGAGCAAUACCCAUGCUCCUUCACUGGGUUUUAGUUGGCCUUUCCCAUCUCUCAUUGCAUCAUCUUAAUCGUCAUGUGAUUCUCCACUUCCUUCUGCCAGUGUAGACACAGGCCACACUUAUGCAGAUGUGUGUUUCUUAAAGGGCAGUUGGUUAUCAGAAGCCCCAUGCCGGAGGACAGAUGACCAUGGUGCGGAUCAGCCCACGGAGGCACAUGGCCCUUGCUGGACCCUGAGGGGGGUUUCUAAGCCCCCAGCUGAUGCUGAGGGAGGAGGAGGAGCUGAUUCCCUCCCCUAUUGCUGAACUCCUGGUUGGAGGCACUUGGGGCAGCUGGGUGACCUGCACAGCCUCCCUGUGUGACCUCAGGCCACAGCCUUCCCUUCUCAUUUACCUGGAGGGGACAGUCAGCCUUGGCCUGAUGAUGUAGCUACCAAUGCAGCCCAAGGACACUUCAGAGGAGAGAGUCUGCUUUGGAGGCAGCUGUCUCCACAGUCUAUUCAAUCCCAUCAGGGCCAGAGCAGGUCCCCCAGCAUGCCUGUAGGCAUGAUGGUGACAAAACCCAAGUGACUCCCAUCUGCAGAUUAUAUGGAAGCAGCAGGACAACCAGGUAACCCUAAAUGGUCACCGACUCAUCAUAACAUCUACACACUCUCUUCUCCAUUCCCUAGCAGGGACUUCUAGCUCAUUUAACAGAUAAGGAAACUGAGGUCCAAGGACCCACAGCUAGGUAAUGACUUGGCCAGGCCUAGCAACCAAGGCCAUGUCUCUGGCUACUCCCGGGACUAUAAGACUGACCCCUCUUAUUCUCAGCUGCUCGGUUUCUGCCUGGGCGGUGGUCAGAAGCCAGGAGGGGUGAGGGUCGUGCUGGAGGGGAGAGGGGGGCAGACCCACUUCCUGCCUGGUUCUGACUGCUACAUGCCAGACCCUGAAUCUGUUUGCUCUGCAUAGAUGUCUCUUUGGAAUCGGAAGUUCAUUAUAUGUUAAGAAAAUAAAGGAAAAUGACUUACAAGGUCA